AUCACUACCCCUCCUCGCGAGUGUAACCGAAGUUCAUCUCGAACUCAUCUUAAAAGCCUCUCCUUUUUUGGCUUUACAGAAUUUCAAGAUGCCGCCGCCCCGACCAAACCUCGAAUUAUAUCUGGUGACAGAUUCCGUGAACCUGCCUUUCAAUUCGACUGUUUAUUCUCAGGUAGAAGCAUGUCUAUCAGCCAAGCACCCACCGACUAUUGUUCAAUUACGCGAGAAACACCUCUCCACCGCUAAAUUUAUUGAGCUUGCUCGCGAUAUUUAUGCUCUCACCUCUAAGAAUGGGGUGCCCCUGCUUAUCAACGAUCGUGUAGAUGUUGCAUUGGCUGUUGGAUGUGAAGGAGUUCACUUGGGGUGGGAUGAUAUAGAUGUUCCUACAGCUCGAAAGUUAUUAGGUCCGGAAAAGAUCAUCGGCCUCUCGGUAUCCAACCAUGAGCAGCUUGAGAAAGCUCUGGGGCUGGAUCCGACAUAUCUUGGGAUUGGGCCGGUUUUCUCAACCCCUACCAAACCUGACCACAACCCCCCGCUGGGUACAUCGGGUGUCCGCUCAUUACUUUCUGCCAUACCCAUUACGAUGCAGGCUGUAGCAAUUGGCGGGAUAAACCACGGUAACGUCCAGCGCGUGUUAUUCCAAUCCAAAGAUAUUUCUGGAAGACGGCUCGAUGGGGUGGCUGUUGUUUCUGCUAUUAUGGCUUCACCGCUGCCCGUGGGAGCUUGCAAUUUACUCCAUGAAACCGUAAACUGGCCUCCCCUAUUUGUGCCCACGGAUUAUUCUCUCCGAACAGAAGAUUUCCCGAUAUAUAGGGACAACAUCCACAAACACAAGCCAUUGGUUCAUCACAUCACAAACAAUGUCGUGAAAUCUAUCUCAGCGAAUAUAUCUCUGGCUAUUGGUGCCUCUCCGAUCAUGUCGGAGAAUCCCGCCGAGUUUGCCGAUCUCGCCGCCUUGCCAAAUGUGGGUUGUGUGCUUAAUAUGGGCACCUUUGCCAGUUCUAAGGAGUCCCAAGACCUCUUUCUAGGGGCCCUGAGGGAACACAAUGUUCGUGGGAAUCCCGUAAUAUUUGAUCCGGUGGGUGCAGGCGCUACCAAUGCCCGCCGGGAGUUUGCCCAAAUGAUUGUGGGGGCGGGCUACUGUACUGUCAUUAAGGGAAAUGAGGGCGAAAUCAGAUCUUUGGCUGGGCUAGAAACAGCAAAAAUGAGAGGUGUCGAUGGAGCUGGAGAGGGAGGAAGUGAAGAAGAGCUUGCCAAAGUUGUUCACGAUUUGGCUAGUUUGGAAAAUAAUAUCGUCCUCAUGACCGGGCCGAAGGACUAUAUAUCCAAUGGCGCUCGCACUUUCUGUCUUACCAAUGGAUCUGCAUACCAGUCUCGUGUUACCGGAGUUGGGUGCGCUCUGGGAUCGGUUAUUGCAGCUUUUUGUGCCGCAGCUCCAGUUGAUGAAAGCUUGAUUGGGCCAGUUAUUAGUGCUAUCGGAAUGUAUAACAUUGCUGCAGAGAGAGCGGAAAAGCUCAUGGAGAGUGGAGAUCAGCCAGGAAAGUGGGCAGCAGCAUUUGUGGACUGCCUAGCGGUGAUGGCGAUGUCCGACGAAAACCUGACCGAAUUGAUUUCUGUGCAUGAAGUAAAGGAGUUGGCCAACUUAGAGAAAUGGGGGAGACCCACAGGAAGGGAGGGUUUGAAACAGGGUGAAGAUUUGACUGAAGCCUAG
Tuber melanosporum (Perigord truffle) is the source of this 1711-nucleotide messenger RNA. RefSeq lists its product as uncharacterized. Gene Ontology annotation, molecular function: thiamine-phosphate diphosphorylase activity; hydroxyethylthiazole kinase activity; magnesium ion binding. Gene Ontology annotation, biological process: thiamine biosynthetic process. Gene Ontology annotation, cellular component: cytoplasm. The record is from RefSeq and is a predicted model, not a curated record. The transcript is spliced from 4 exons. Lineage: Eukaryota; Fungi; Ascomycota; Pezizomycetes; Pezizales; Tuberaceae. Bases 89 to 1711 code for a protein of 540 amino acids.